Molecule: messenger RNA, 2821 nt
Organism: Myxocyprinus asiaticus (Chinese sucker)
Lineage: Eukaryota; Metazoa; Chordata; Actinopteri; Cypriniformes; Catostomidae
Gene: gnaq
Product: guanine nucleotide binding protein (G protein), q polypeptide
Exons: 7
Coding region: 137-1222 (361 amino acids)
Biological process (GO): adenylate cyclase-modulating G protein-coupled receptor signaling pathway; phospholipase C-activating dopamine receptor signaling pathway; action potential
Cellular component (GO): heterotrimeric G-protein complex
Molecular function (GO): GTPase activator activity; guanyl nucleotide binding; G protein-coupled receptor binding
Source: RefSeq, a predicted model, not a curated record
AUGGAGUAGCGGAGAGUUCAAACCGAGCCUGUUCUAACUGGCAUUUACAUCAACAGGAGGAAAACGUCUAUGGAUUAGAUUUGAGUUGGCACUGAUGUUCUUCCAGUGGAGUAACUGUAAAUAGUCGUGGAGAGUCAUGACACUGGACUCCGUCAUGGCGUGCUGCCUCAGCGAGGAGGCGAAAGACGCGCGGCGGAUCAACGAUGAGAUCGAGCGGCAGCUCCGCCGCGACAAGAAAGACGCGAGGCGUGAACUCAAGCUGCUGCUGCUGGGGACUGGAGAGAGUGGGAAAAGCACCUUUAUUAAACAGAUGAGAAUCAUCAACGGAUCGGGGUAUUCAGAGGAGGACAGGAGAGGCUUUACCAAGCUGGUCUUCCAAAACAUCUUCACAUCAAUGCAGGCCAUGAUACGAGCAAUGGAUACUCUCCAGAUCCCCUACAAAUACGAACAUAAUAAGGCUAAUGCAAACAUAGUCUGUGAAAUGGAUGUAGAGAAGGUCUUCACUUUCAUCAGCCCCUAUGUAGAUGCCAUCAGGAGUUUAUGGUAUGACCCAGGAAUUCAGGAGUGCUAUGACCGGAGGAGAGAGUACCAGCUCUCAGAUUCUACAAAAUACUAUCUAAAUUCACUGGAUCGCAUUUCUGAUCCUUCUUACGUUCCCACUCAGCAAGAUGUGCUCAGGGUCCGAGUGCCCACAACAGGCAUCAUUGAAUACCCCUUUGACCUACACAGUGUCAUAUUCAGGAUGGUAGACGUAGGUGGCCAGCGGUCAGAGAGGCGGAAGUGGAUCCACUGCUUUGAAAACGUCACCUCCAUCAUGUUCCUGGUAGCACUCAGUGAAUAUGACCAAGUCUUGGUUGAGUCUGACAAUGAGAAUCGAAUGGAGGAAAGUAAAGCAUUGUUUAGGACGAUAGUAACAUAUCCCUGGUUCCAGAAUUCAUCAGUUAUUCUUUUUCUGAACAAGAAAGACCUUCUGGAGGAGAAAAUUAUGUUUUCACAUCUUGUAGAUUACUUUCCUGAAUAUGAUGGAGUCCAGAGAGAUUCUCAUGCCGCACGGGAAUUCAUCCUAAAGAUGUUUGUCGACCUCAAUCCAGACUCCAGAAUCCAGAAAAUAAUUUAUUCUCACUUCACCUGCGCGACUGACACAGAAAACAUUAGAUUCGUGUUUGCUGCUGUAAAGGACUCCAUCUUGCAGCUCACGUUGAAGGAAUACAAUCUAGUCUGAAAAACGACUGAUUACAGUUUUGUUAUCGUCUUGCCUGGUUAAAAGACUUGAGCCUUUCUUUGUGGUGUGAGCCAUUCACGUCUGCUUUAAUUGUACGUAAAGGCCAUUUUGGUCAUCCUUGAUUCAGCUCUUUGAUAUUGGACACGGAAGAUAUUUCUACACAUGAACUGUAUGAAGUAACACAAUCUGCUAACACCUGUGUCAUUAUUUGCACGUCGGAGCUUGUUCAGAGGGUCCAAUUUGAAUGUUAUUCCAUUUUUAGAAAAAAAAACAAAAAAAAUUAUGUUCUUAAACUGUCUGUCUUACUGCAGUUGCAUUAUAAGUUUUAUUUUCUAGCAGGUUCUUUUGGUCAAAUGUAAAAGUGCACACAUCCUUUUAUUUGCUAUUAAUAUUUAGUAGGUUCCUCAAUAUUGGGCAUAUAAUUACUUUACAGAAAAAAAAUAGUGCAAGAGGUCAUUAGAGGGUAAUGAAUAGUUCCUGGUAUGGUAUUCUAACAUUGUAUUCUUUUAAGAGUUUAAGUUUUAAAGCCUCAUAUAUAUAUAUAUAUAUAUAUAUAUAGGGCAUUUAUAUAUAGAAUAGACAAUAGACUUCAGUAGGUUUACAGUAAAAGUGCCAAAGUUGUCUUCUAAUGUGGUUGUUUUAUGUAUUGCUAAACUAAUAAUCAUACCAUACAAGUUGCCCCUAUUAGAUUUCCCGCUUUUUAUAGAUUAUAUAUUCACCAGAUCAUAUAUAAUGAGGAAUAUGGUUUAUAAUUAUUCACUAGGUAUGAAGUUGGAGAUCACGAUGUUUGUGCAGGCACAUUUAGUCGCAUUUUCUUUGCAUUCUCUCGGUGCAAUUUAGAACACUUUAACUUAUUCAAAAGAGCAAAAUAUGCAUUGGAUUAAGGAUAAAAAUAUGGAUAUAUGUUGUCAAAGAAUCCCCACGAGGUGUGAGUGAUUGUUUUUAUUUCACCUCUAUAGAGGCUGUUGUUUUACUGGAGAAUUGAGCCGUUCUAACUGUAGAAUCCUCCAGCACCGGCCACAGAGGAACAUGGAGGAAUAAAAUGAAAACUAUCGGCUAUAUAGAUUUUUACAGAUAACAGAUAGUUCCAAAAUGCAACUAUCGGCACUGGUAAAACAGCAAAAACCGAUAUAUCGGUCUACCUCUAGAACAAAUGCGGCAUUUUGAAAUUUUAUAUAAUACUGUAAAACAAUCGUUUUUUUUUUUUUUUUUUUAAUGUAAUUAAUUGCCCAACAUGUCAUCAGUGAGCCAGUGAUACUGGUAUUGAAUUGACUUGACAGAGUGGUGUAAUCAAGCUUAGGUCAGUAUGUGACGUUGUUUUUAAAGACAGUGCCUCUUUACUGAUUUGUAAAGAGUGUGUCAUGUGAUUUAUGUGUGUAAAAAAUUUAUGUUUCAUGUUCAGCCAAGAGUAAAGGACCAAACUGCUGUUGUGAUCCUCCAAAACUCAUUGUAGAGUAUAUCUAAAAAUUAUGUGGUUGCAAUAGUGUGGAUGGCUCUAAAUUUGGUUUCAUUUUCUGCUUAUCUUUUUCUUUUUUUGCAAUAAAGGACUGUUAUUUUAGAGAAAAGUGUAUGAUUUUUGCUGUUCAAAUGUAAAAAAUA